Messenger RNA from Erythranthe guttata (spotted monkey flower), 2200 nucleotides. Its product is annotated as transcription factor MYBC1. Gene Ontology annotation, molecular function: DNA binding; DNA-binding transcription factor activity. Gene Ontology annotation, biological process: regulation of DNA-templated transcription. The record is from RefSeq and is a predicted model, not a curated record. Lineage: Eukaryota; Viridiplantae; Streptophyta; Magnoliopsida; Lamiales; Phrymaceae. Gene Ontology annotation, cellular component: nucleus.
ACAUCCCCAUGUCCAAAAAUUUAUUGCAAAUGAAAAAAAAAAUAAUAAAAACCCUUUUUUAGUAGUGACACAGACUGAGAGAAAACUCUGAAGUAUAAAAACAUACCCAUAAAUCAUGGAAAUAAAAAAUAGGACAUCAAUACACACACUAACACACGCUCUAGAACACACACUAUAUCACAUAAAAAUCAUAAGAAAGAAAAAAAAAAAGCAUCAAUAAACAGUAACCUUAAUAACAGCUGAAAAGAAGAAAACAAGAUCCACCUCGAUCACCCCUCCCCUUCUUCCUCCAUACAUAAACCCACUUUCUCUCUCUACCUUCUACCCCUCUCUCUAGAAUUUUCUUGCUAUCUUUCUUGAUUGAGAAACCAGAAUUUCAUCAGUCCCAGAUAAUCAUUUUUUUUUUAAUUUAAUUAUUUUCCCACUCAGUUGGGUUAUAUAUUUCGUUGAUUUCUGUGUAAAAAGAUCUUGAAAUUCUGGAGAAAAGACCAGAUUUUUAUUUUUAUUUUUUUAUGUUUUACUAUUUAUUUAAUUAUUUAUUUCCGAAUUCUGUGUUGAAUAAUAUAAUCCAAAUUGAGGGUGAAGAAAAGGGAAGAAAUUAAAUAAGAAUAUGAGGGAAGAAGAUUCGAGUUGGUUUUCCAAAUGGGAAGAAGAACUUCCGUCGCCGGAGGAAUUGAUGCCCUUAUCCCAAUCCCUAAUCACUCCCGAUCUCGCACUAGCUUUCAACAUUCCCAAUCCCCACCACACGCCGCCGCCGCCGCAGGCGGCGGCGGCAGCGGCGGCGCUUCCGCCGCAAUCGACAGCCAUCUCCUCCCAACCCAACUCCUCCGCUGAGUUCGACUCCCCGGAGAUGAGCGGUGCAGCUGGAGGUGGCGGCGGAGACGAGCCGGCGCGUACGCUCAAGCGCCCCCGCCUGGUGUGGACCCCGCAGCUGCACAAGAGGUUCGUGGACGCCGUGGCCCACUUGGGGAUCAAGAACGCCGUCCCGAAGACAAUAAUGCAGCUGAUGAGCGUUGACGGACUCACCAGAGAAAACGUGGCCAGCCAUUUGCAGAAGUACCGCCUCUACUUAAAGCGGAUGCAGGGCAUCUCCAGCAACGGCGGCGGCGCCAGCAACAGCCCGGCCUCUGGCAUGGACGCAGCCACAGACCAUCUCUUCGCCAGCUCACCCGUCCCGGCCCAUUUCCUCCAUCCGGGCCGGCCCAAUUCCGACCAUUACUUACCCUUCGUCCCCGUUGCCGCCGCGGCGGCAAUGCAGCACCACCACCACCACCAGAUGGCCGUGGUGGGUCCGGCGCCCCACCCCCACCCCCACCACCACCACCCACAGCUCCAACACCAAUUCAGGCAUUUCGGGAAUUCCCCACCCAACGGGCAGUUCGAGCAGCACCCCUUCCUGAGGCAAACGCAGCCGCCGCUGCAGAGGAUGGUGGUGCCGCCAGCGUACGCCGCCACUGAAGAUUUGGAAUCGGCAACUCCCGCAAACGGAAAGAAAGUUCUCACCCUCUUCCCCACCGGCGACGAUUGAACUACUACUACUCCAUUCGGCUAACAAAAUCAUGUGUAUGUUUGGCUUCUCCUUUAGCAUUGUGAAAAUUAAUUAAAAUUCGGUAUUUUUUUUCAAGGUUGUUUCUUGAUUAGUACUAUUCUUAACUACUCUGUUUCUUGAGAUCAUGUCGAACUUAAAUUAGUUUGUCUGUAGUAGAAAACUUAAUUAGUAGUCGUUCCUUACUUAGAUCGAGUCCGAUUGUGUUGUGUCCCCCAAAAUCCGGUAGUUAAUUACCCCGAUUUUUUUCGGGUCCGUAUAAGUGUAAGUAUAUGUGCAAGUAGCAUUGUGCUGUCUCUCUAUAUCAGUUAGUGACUGAUAUUAAACAUGAUGUCACUUAGAGAGGCAAACGGUACUCUUGAAUAUUCUCGGAGGCAGAAAAGAAAAGAAAACGAGAAUCUUGCAAAUGAUCGGAAGUUGGAGAGGGUAAUAAGUUCGUAACUAUCUUCGUUACAAGGGCGGGCGAUGUAGUUUUCGCGGUUCGUGUUUAGUGCUGUAAAUGGUGUCGAAAACAAUAUCGAUUUCUAAUGUUUAUUCUCUUACAUUAAUAUUAUGUUAAUUUGUGGAAGUUUAUUGUUGAAAAUCAAGUGAUUGAGAUGCUACAUUAUAUUGUGAUGAUCCUUUCUUGAAUGUUAUGGUUUUUUUGGUGUGAUU